Coffea eugenioides is the source of this 1226-nucleotide messenger RNA. Its product is annotated as superoxide dismutase [Cu-Zn], chloroplastic. Gene Ontology annotation, molecular function: copper ion binding; superoxide dismutase activity. NCBI's taxonomy places the organism in Eukaryota, Viridiplantae, Streptophyta, Magnoliopsida, Gentianales, Rubiaceae. Gene Ontology annotation, biological process: removal of superoxide radicals. The transcript has 8 exons. Bases 199 to 894 code for a protein of 231 amino acids. The record is from RefSeq and is a predicted model, not a curated record.
AGAGCAUGGCUCCGUUUCCGGGACCAAUAACACGGCUCGGCUCCAGGACCAUAGGUGGCUUUCAGGGCUCUUACCGGCAGUACUGCAUAUUUUAGUUGGCUAGUGACUCCAGCAAACAUAGGAACAACCCAGGCUAAGAAAUCCCGCUUCGCACCUCCCAAUCACUCACUAGCCAACAUUAUCAAUUUCUUCAUCUAAAUGCAAGCUGCUCUUGCAGCUAUGGCCGCCCACGCUAUCCUCUGUUUCACGGCCGUCAACCACCAUCCUUUCCUCUCCCAACUCUCCAAUCCCAUUUCCGCUUCUUCUUCGCCUUCUUCUUUAUCACUUCAUUCCUCAUUUCAUGGGGCAUCUCUCAAGCUUCCCCGCCAAUUUUCCGCCGCCGCACCUAAGCCUCUCACUGUCGUGGCAGCCACCAAGAAAGCGGUUGCUGUCCUCAAAGGCUCCUCGGAUGUGGAAGGCGUCGUCACUCUCACCCAAGAUGAUGAUGGCCGCACAACUGUGACUGUAAAAGUUAAUGGGCUUACUCCAGGGAAACAUGGGUUCCAUUUGCAUGAGUAUGGUGAUACCACGAACGGGUGUAUGUCAACAGGAGCGCAUUUUAAUCCGAAAGGGUUGACUCAUGGAGCUCCUAAAGAUGAUGUCCGUCAUGCGGGUGACCUGGGAAACAUAGUUGCCAAUGCCGAUGGUGUGGCUGAGGCAACCAUCGUGGACAAUCAGAUACCUCUGAGUGGUCCAAACUCGGUUGUUGGAAGGGCUUUGGUAGUUCAUGAGCUGGAGGAUGACCUUGGAAAGGGUGGUCAUGAACUCAGUCUAACUACAGGCAAUGCUGGUGGAAGAUUAGCUUGUGCAAGUUGGUUAAUAUGCCUCAAGGAGAUCCUUCCAGUCUGUAAAUAGCAUUCAUGAGGAAAAGGUCUAGUUCACACAGAGGUGUUGUCGGUUUGACUCCCAUAUAAGUAGCUAGCUUGGACCUAAAGAUCACAUCGGUAAACACUUGUGGUGUUUAAAGUUUGAUAUGGAGUUGAAUGGAGAGGAUGUCCAAUUGGAAGAGCAACUGAUUGUUGUCUUGUGAAGAUGCAGCUAAAUGCUGUAUGAACGAAUUUGCAUACUAUUUGUUUAUGCUUAAAUGAAGUGAAUAAAUUUCAAUGCUUGGACUUAGAUUUGUGGAUAUUUUUCUAAACUCUCAGUAUUGUUCUUCCUGAAUGACUUCGGUUAUCAUUUUGGCUUUA